AUGGCACCUAGAUCGAGGAAACGGCGUCGAAGUUUCAAUGAGGAUCGUCGCGGGGGAUGUCCAUUUACCGUGACUACCAUCACCGAGCAGCGCUCAAACCGAGCAUCUAAGAAGUCGAAACAAGACGACGCCAACAUGGAAGAAAGCCAACGGACCCAGCUCUGGCCCUUCAAUCCCGAAGGAAAAUUCAAUUCGAUGCAAAGUAUGAGCCUACCUUACAUCGUAGAGCCACGGAAGCGGUGGCGAGCGAUGACGCCAUAUCACAACUUUAUUCUAAACGGGCGUAAAUACUCAACGCACGAUUUCGUAUACGUCGCCAACGAUGAUUCGAUCGAGGCCCAGAAGAUAGCAAGUAGAGAGGAAGACGGAGGGUCAUUGCCACGGUUAACCAAGUAUUGGGUGGCUAAAAUCCUGGAGAUCAGGGCCGCUGACGAACACCAUGUGUAUGCCCGGAUCUAUUGGAUGUAUUCUCCUGACGAAUUGCCCCCUAAUACUCGAUAUGGUGAGGAGAGCAUUGAAGUAUGCUGUGGGCAUCAGAAAGGUGGAGCGGAGAUUUUGGGAAAAGCAACGGAGAAUGAAUUGGCGCACGAUAAUCAGUACUUUGUUGACCGCUUACUCGGAAAAUGGCGUCACAGGGGCAAAGUCUGGUUCUACUUGAGGUGGAAUGAUGGAAGUUACGGAUUCGAGGAGGAAGUGGACAUUAACGAAGACCUUCGAAAGGAUUUCGAAACAAAAGCCUUCACGGGAUUUCACGAAGGCGCUCAUGUAAAGCGUGUAAGAGUACGGAAUGGCAAGACAAGCUACUUGACAGGGUUUCUAGGAUGCAUGGAGGAGUGGGAACUUCCAGUGCAGGCCCUCCAUCCGGACUUAGUUGCCAGACAUAAGCCAACUAAGAGGGGCAAAGGUAAAUCGAAGAGGGGUGGAAGGAGGUCCAGAUAG
Messenger RNA from Metarhizium robertsii ARSEF 23, 939 nucleotides. Its product is annotated as Bromo adjacent region. Bases 1 to 939 code for a protein of 312 amino acids. The transcript is spliced from 3 exons. The record is from RefSeq and is a predicted model, not a curated record. Lineage: Eukaryota; Fungi; Ascomycota; Sordariomycetes; Hypocreales; Clavicipitaceae.